Molecule: messenger RNA, 1068 nt
Organism: Talaromyces proteolyticus
Lineage: Eukaryota; Fungi; Ascomycota; Eurotiomycetes; Eurotiales; Trichocomaceae
Exons: 2
Coding region: 383-733 (116 amino acids)
Source: RefSeq, a predicted model, not a curated record
CUGACUGAGGCAAAAACCAACGGCCCCAGGAAUAUGAUGUCAUUGUUUGGUGCAAUGCGGAUCCACCUUUUCUUCCAUUUUUCCUCCCCACAGACAUUGAUCUGUUUCAUUGAUAUAUUUAUUUUCUAUUAUAUACUUAUCUACAUUAGAUUGUUUUAGAACAUCCGAUGCAUCUGAAAGACGAACUUAUCCACCAACAGGUGGAGCAAUGAUCAGUCACAGCCUCACAGCUGAUCUUGGCAUUCCGCCUUCUGGAAUAUAAAAGGACUGAUGUAUCAGUGACAUCUCUCUGACCCCACAUCAAAUGUGAAGACACGAACUUUGGACUUUCUCCUACUAAGCCUGAACUGUUCGAACAAAUCGGUAUUACCACAGCCACAAAAUGCCCUUGAAUAUCAGCGCUUUUGCCCCGGGACCCGGGGGUACGACAAUGCUGGGAGAGCGCGGUGGCCUCGAUGCAGCUGCUCAGCGAGGUCUGGAGCGUCAGAAACGAGAAAGAGAAGAGGCAGCAGCACGCGAAGGCAAGGUUCUCGACGACACCAUGUCUGGAACGACUCUCGCCCUAGAAGACACAAAACCAGAGAUCAAUGAACAGUACCAACAGUCUCGGUCCAAUGGUGAACUAGAAACGAAGAGUGCUCCUCACGGCGACACAACGACCGAUAAGAGCAAAGGCCCCGCACCAAAAGAGGGCGAAGGUAGAUGGGAGAGACUCAAGAAUCAUUUCCGAUGAUAUAUUUCUCUAUCUACGUUUGCUCUUACAUUGAAUCAUUUGUGCUUGUCUGUUCCUUUCAACAUCAUAUUUACACUACACAUGUAGGAGCAUCAAUGGCUAAGUUGUUGGGAAAUUGACCGAAAGGAAAGAAACUUUUCUUUCUGUAUAUGGCGCAUGGACUCGCGGUGACACAAAGAAAGCCUUGGUACUUUUGUAUUUUAGUGUUGUUCCUUUCAGAACCUAUCAGCUAUAAAUGUUAUAUACAGAAGCAUGUGAAAUAGUACGUACCAUCCGGAUAUAUUUCUCCUAUAUAUAGCCUUUCUGACCAAAUUGGAUUGGCGCUUUCUCGGCUA